AUGAAUGUAAAUGUUCAAUUGAUUCCUGAACAUUUGAAAUGUGUCAAAUUGAAUUAUGUAUUAAAAACAAAUUUUAUUGAUGACCCAACACAACUAGAAGGUCUAGAUUUAACACCAAAACCAGGUAAUUGUCCAAAUUAUUGGCCGGCUGGAGGUGGAGGAGCCAAGACUUACAUAGGGCCUGAUGCGCUUUGUGGAGGAAUAGAAAAGUGUUAUGAAGCAGCAGGAGGUAUGACACUUACGCUACAUCCAUUUAACACACAGUGGGCAUUCUUUGCUAGAGCAAGCGGACUUUAG
Didymodactylos carnosus is the source of this 297-nucleotide messenger RNA. Lineage: Eukaryota; Metazoa; Rotifera; Eurotatoria; Philodinida; Philodinidae. The record is from the annotation of a GenBank genome assembly.